Messenger RNA from Fonsecaea multimorphosa CBS 102226, 2778 nucleotides. RefSeq lists its product as uncharacterized. Gene Ontology annotation, molecular function: protein binding. Lineage: Eukaryota; Fungi; Ascomycota; Eurotiomycetes; Chaetothyriales; Herpotrichiellaceae. The coding region runs from base 1 to 2778 and encodes 925 amino acids. The transcript has 2 exons. The record is from RefSeq and is a predicted model, not a curated record.
AUGUUCACCUGCAAUGCCUGUCUCCGUCGGGCAAUUUUCUCGCAGGGGAGCGGCGCCGGUUCCUCACUCUUCCCGUCUCCUUUGUAUGGACACUCGUUCGAGCACGCGAUCAAUCCCACGGUCGCCUUCGCUCGCAAUCAUGCGACUCUAGAAUCCAUCCAGAAGGGCCAUCAUCGCCGAAGGCUUGUCAAGGACCUGACCACGACACUGCCCCCGCACAAAUCCCGCCAGGUCACGGCCAAGCCAUCCAAGGCUCGUGCAAAACUCUCAGCUAAAGAUGCUAAAGCAAGGGAACGCAACUGGCUCCAGCGUCUCGAACCCUCCGGCAGGGAAGCAUAUCUGAAACAGUCUAUGGAGAAAGAAGCCAGAUUCUUGACAGAUCCCCUGAAAUUGGCUCAGGGCGUUGUCGAAAAACUCCGCGACCACAAUCUGCAGGAAGCCUUGGGAUUAGUCCGUGCCAGUGAAAGGGCUCAUGACGGCAAGGGCGUGGACAAUGUCGUCAGUUGGAACCACAUUAUAGAUUGGUUGAUGGGUCAGAAGUCUCCUGGUGAGGCGUGGAAGGUCUACAACGAGAUGAAGAAAAGAGGUCAUAAACCAGACUCCCACACUUAUACCAUUAUGCUGAGAGGCUAUCGUGACAAUAUCAAACAACCGAAUGCUGUCAAGCACGCAUUGGCCGUUUACGACUCCAUCUUCGCUGCCAACUCGGCUGUCACUCCGAAUACCAUACAUACGAAUGCCAUUAUCAGUGUUUGCGCACGCGCGUACGAUGUUGAUUCUAUAUGGAGAAUUGCUGGGAGACUUCCCGAACGUGGACCCGGCGCCCCGGACCACGUUACGUUCACCGUCAUACUGCAGGCCCUGAAUAGCGAAGCACAAAAAAGAGCUAUAGAGCUAGGAGGUAGAGAGGGGCCUGGUUUUGACCCACAACCGAUUUUUGAACAGGUGAUUGGUGACGCGCGGAAGUUGUGGCUCGAUAUUACUGCGCGAUGGAGGAAAGGGCACAUCCAGCCAGACGAAGCUCUGGUCUGCGCCAUGGGAAGGUUGUUGAUGCUUUCCAGCAACCACGAUACUCAUCUGGAUGUUCUCAACCUGGUCCAACAAACCAUGAACAUAGCCCCAAUGCUCGAGGCUUCAGAUGCCGAUCCAGCAGAUGGGACAGAGGCGUCGGAGAAGGGAUCGGAAUCCACAGCUGAGCAGGAUGCGCCAUCCUUCCCCUACGUCCCAAAGAUUAGAGCGAGCCACCCCGCUUUGUCCUCAAGGCAGCUCAGCCUGGCGAUCUUACCCGUGUAUGCCACACCUGGUAACAAUACGCUAUCAAUGCUCAUGGAGACAACCACCGCGCUUCGGAAGCUGAAGCUGGGCAAAUAUUACUGGGAAUUGCUCACAUCCACAUCCGCAGAUGGCCCUUUUAAGGUCGUCCCAGAUCAUCAGAACAUUAUGGCUUACCUCCGUCUGCUUCGGGUUUCCCGUGCGAGUACAGCGACGCUGGACCUUCUUCGUGCUCCGCGGCCCAAAGAUGUACGAGACAAACUCAUGGUUCGAGGGACAUUCGUCAUAGCCAUGAGCACCUGUCUGCGAGACAAGAAGAAUCCGAGAGUCUUCGAGACUGCCAGUCGAAUUAUGGAUUUGAUGCAAGAGAGCACACAAGAUAUCAAUGGGACCGAAACAGACCCUCAAGGCCAGAAGCUCAGGUUCUCUCCCAAAGUUCUCCGGAUGUAUUUGGAAGUUGCUAUGGCGACCACCAAAGGAAUUGGCGCCGGCCCGCUCGAGAAGACCAGCAAUGGAGACUUGGAUUUCGAGAGAGAUCCCAGUAAGAACCACACGUUGCGAGCAUUGCGGCGACUGGGCCCAGACGUGGUCAACGUCAGGCAACUAAUCAAAGCCCAUUUAAUUGAGCUUGAACAACAAGCUGCUUUGGGAGGACGUACGAUCAGAGUCAAGAAGCUGCUUGAGAAGCGCCAGAUCACGCCGUACAGCGUCACCGAAAACAUUGGCGAACUGGUCGAGUUGUUGCGGACCAUGAUUAGUGCGAUUGACAAGAUUAUUCUGGUCAAUGAGAGGUUGGAGGAUGACGGAAUGGGGCCUUUGGAUAAGGCGAUUCUGAGUGAGUGCUGGUUGCAGAAACGCAAGUUGUCGGCCUUUGUGUCCAGGGUCGCGAAUGCGAAUGUGGACCCCAAAGGUUCUGGAGAGCGGAAGGUGCCGCGGGUGGACGAAAGGGGUCGUCCGCUGGCGGGCAGACAUGAACAGACGCACGAGGAAGACGCAAAUGUCGGGGCAGGAGAUGCUGAAACGCCAGGCGAGGAGAUCACGGACGAAGAUUUUGAUGCUGGCACGCCUCUUGCCAGUCCGCGCAUAACAAUCAUGAACGACAUUAGGAGAGCCCAGGCCAAACAAGCCAAGAACAAGGAAGAAAGAGGCCUCUCGCGACGGCAGAAACUGGAAUUGAUCAAGGAAGAGAAAAUCCGUGCGCAGUUCCCCAGCAGCGUCUUGAGAGACCAGCGGCAGAGCAGCAGCGAGCGGACGCGGGAAUGGAGGAAGAAGGAGAGCGCAUCGACGGCGGGAAGCCCUGAGGAACCGAUUCUUCCAAAGCGGCUACCCGUCUGGAAGCAGAGGCAAGCGGAGAUCAAGGAGGUGAGAGCAAAGAAGAGAGAGGCCGAGGCGAAGGAAGCCCAGGAGAGGACGAAACCGUACAAGGGAUGGGGAGGGGGGUUUCAGGAUAUGUUGAAACAAGAAGGGAAAGCUGAAAGGGCGGGGAUUGUGGAAUUGGGUCCUUAA